UUGGCCUUGGUGAUGAUCAUUUCCGGUGCUGCCGGCCUUGGGCCUACGAACGAAGAUGGCCGCCCCUGAGUCAGAAGAGGUUCCGUCUAUCUCGAAGUUUUUAAUGGACUGUUCGCCGAAGGACAUCGCCUUGAACUGGCUUCAAGCAACAGAUUUGACUAAGGAUGUGUACCAUCAUCUUGCCUAUUUCGUACCAAAGAUUUAUUGCAGAGACUCGAACCCUAAUCCACUGAAUGAAGAAGUGUUAGCUCAGCAUAUUCUUUUGGGACCAAUGGAAUGGUACCUGUGUGGAGAGGAUCCAGCUGUGGGAAUGAUUAAACUUGAAAAGGCAAAUAAGUCAUCACAGCUUUGUGGACGUGUUUUCAAAAUUGGGGAGCCUACCUAUUCUUGCAGGGACUGUGCAGUAGAUCCAACCUGUGUGCUGUGCAUGGAAUGCUUCUUGAACAGCGUGCAUAGAGAACAUAGAUAUAGGAUGACAACAUCAGGUGGAGGUGGUUUCUGUGACUGCGGAGACACUGAGGCUUGGAAACAAGGUCCAUAUUGUCGAAACCAUGAACCGUCUAGCUCUGAGGCACUGGAGGAGGAUCCUCUGGCACAUUUAUCUGAGGACAUGAUUGGACGUGCCUAUAAUAUUUUUGCAAUUGUAUUCAAGUAUGCGGUAGAUAUGCUAACAUGGGUAGAGGAAGAUAGUCUACCUUCUGGAUUAGAACCCCUGGAAAAGGAAGAUACUUAUUAUUGCAUGCUGUUUAAUGAUGAAGUCCAUACUUACGAGCAAGUGAUUUACACCCUGCAGAAGGCUGUGAACUGUACACAGAAGGAAGCUGUCAGUUUUGCCACCACUGUGGAUAGAGAUGGUCGUAGAUCGGUUCGAUAUGGUGAUUUCCAAUAUUGUGAGCAAGCUAAAACAGUAAUAGUGAGGAAUACGAGUCGACAAACCAAGCCACUAAAGGUGCAAGUAAUGCAUUCAUCUGUUGUUGCACAUCAGGCAUUUGCCAUAAAGUUAUUGCUUUGGCUGAGCCAGGUGAUUGGCUACUCAGGUGGAUUAAGGCGAAUAUUGUGCCAAGUAGGACUACAGCAAAGACCAGACGAUGAUCACUCUUCUCUCAUUGAUAAAUUGAUGCUGUGUGACUCAAAACUAUGGAAAGGAGCACGAAAUAUUUAUCACCAGUUAUUUAUGAGCAGUCUUCUGAUGGAUCUGAAGUACAAGAAGCUAUUUGCAGUUCGAUUUGCAAAAAAUUACCAACAGUUGCAGAGAGAUUUUAUGGAAGAUGAUCAUGAGCGGGUAAUGUCAGUGACCGCUCUGUCUGUCCAGCUCUUCACUGUCCCAACAUUGAACUAUGAGAGGUUGCAGACUGACUAUGUGAAUGAUGACCACGAGAGAGAGUUCUCGGUUACCGAUCUUUCAGUGCAAAUUUUCACAGUGCCUUCUUUGGCUCGCAUGCUGAUAACAGAAGAAAACCUUAUGACAACCAUAAUUCAAACCUUCAUGGACCACUUGAUGAGACAGCGAGAUUCUCAUGGUAGAUUUCAGUUUGAAAGAUAUACAACCAUGCAAGCCUUCAAAUUCAAGAGGGUGCAAAGCCUGAUUGGUGAUUUGAAGUAUGUACUGGUUAGCAAACCAACAGAGUGGACAGACAAACUAAGAGAAAAAUUUCUGGAAGGCUUUGAGGUCUUUUUGCAGCUUUUAAAAAGCAUGCAGGGAAUGGAUCCAGUAACAAGGCAAGUUGGUCAACACAUAGAGAUGGAACCCGAGUGGGAGGCAGCAUUUACAUUACAGAUGAAGCUCACACACAUUAUUUCUAUGAUUCAGGAUUGGUGCGCCUCAGAUGAAAGGGUCCUUAUUGAAGCAUACAGGAAGUGUUUGAUUGUUUUAUUGCAGUGUCAGAAUGGGCCUUGUGAUGGUGAACAGCCUAUCACAUUGAAUAUGUGUGGGCAUUCUGUGGAUACGAUACAGUAUCGUGUAUCUCAACAUCAAGUCAGCAUCCAUUUACCAGUUUCACGUUUGUUUUCAGGUUUGCACGUGCUGUUAAGCAAAACAGAAGUAGCAUACAGGUUUCCAGAAUUGUUGCCUCUGAGUGAGUUGAGCCCACCAAUAUUGAUAGAACAUCCACUUCACUGUAUGGUGCUUUGUGCGCAAGUUCAUGCUGGAAUGUGGAGGAGAAAUGGAUUUUCCUUAGUCAAUCAGAUCUACUAUUAUCACAAUGUAAAAUGCAGAGUUGAAAUGUAUGAUAAAGAUUUAAUAAUGCUCCAGGCAGGAGCAUCCAUGAUGGAUCCCAAUCAUUUUCUAAUGAUCAUGCUUUGUCGAUUUGAGCUCUUCCACAUAUUUAGUAAUCCUGACUAUGGAAAAAGAUUUAGCUCUGAACACACCAACAAGGAUAUCUUGCAGCAAAACAACAUUCUAAUAGAGGAAAUGCUUCACCUGAUCAUGAUGGUAGUUGGAGAGCGAUAUACUGCAGGAGUUGGCCAAGUGUCACCUGACGAUGAAAUCAAACGUGAAAUUAUACAUCAACUAUGUAUAAGACCAAUGUCACAUAGUGAGCUAGUCAAAGCUCUGCCUGAAGAUGAGAACAGAGAAACUGGAAUGGAAAAAGUUAUUGAAACUGUAGCUUAUUUCAAGAAGCCAGGUUUAACAGGAAGAGGCCUUUAUGAGCUAAAACGUGAAUGCGCCAAGGAAUUUAAUGUUUUCUUUUACCAUUAUUCAAGGGCUGAUCAAUCUAAGGCUGAAGAAGCUCAGAGAAAGUUAAAGAAGCUGAAUGGAGAAGACACAGCUCUUCCACCUCCUGUAUUUCCACAUUUCUGCCCUCUGUUUGCCAGUCUGGUAAAUAUCCUUCAAUCAGAUGUGUACUUACACAUUCUGAGAACAGUGUUGCAGUGGGUUGUGGAGCCAAAUGGACAUGCUUGGACUGAGAGCAUGUUACAGAGGGUUUUGCAUCUAAUUGGAAUGGCUUUACUUGAAGAGAAACAACAAUUAGAAAGUGCGAGUGAAGACAGCGAUUUUAGUUUUAACUUCACUUCAAAAGUCUCACGUCCUGGGGAGGCUCCAGAAAACUCACCUAGUAUUUUGGCAAUGCUGGAAACAUUGCAAAAUGCUCCCCAUUUAGAGGUUUAUAAGGACAUGAUCAAGUGGGUGCUUAAGCUUUUUGGAGUUAUUCAAAAGAUGAGAGAACGGAGCAACUCAAACCCUGUCGUCGAGAUGGAAGGGCACAGUGUGGAGGAGUGUUUACGAGAUAAAGACAAAGCAGAUCGAAAGCGGAAAGCUGAAAUUGCUCGUCUGCGUAGAGAGAAGAUAAUGGCCCAGAUGUCAGAAAUGCAGAGGCAUUUUAUAAAUGAAAAUAGGGAAUUAUUUCAACAGACCCUAGAAGAACUAGAGGCUUCGUCUUCUACUACACCUGACAAUAGCCCAAUAGUUCCUGACGCUGCAUUGAUUGCUUUGGGUCCCAGACAAACAAAGGUUUUUGAAAAGAAGCAAAUUGUGACAUGCAUCUUGUGUCAGGAGGAACAAGAGAUCAAAGUUAAUAACAAAGCAAUGGUUUUGGCAUCAUUUGUUCAAAGGUCAACUGUCUUAUCAAAGAACAGGACAAGAACCAUUCAGGAUCCAGAAAACUAUGACCCAUUGAUCAUGCAGCCAGAUUUGACCUGUGGCACCCAUAUAGGUAGCUGUGGACACAUCAUGCAUGCCCACUGCUGGCAGAGUUAUUUUGAUGCAGUUCAAGCAAAAGAACAGCGUAGACAACAGAGAUUAAGGGUGCACACUAGCUAUGAUGUGGAGAAUGGAGAGUUUCUUUGUCCUCUCUGUGAAUGUUUGAGCAAUACAGUAAUCCCUUUGCUUCCUUCAUCUUGGAACCCACAGAACAGUAACAAUUCAAAAAGCUUUUCGGGAAUUCCUGUUUUAUCUCAAUGGCUGAAGUGUACUUUGCAACAUUUGAAUGUAUUGAGAAAAAUCCAGGAUAAGCAGCCAGUAUCUGCAGAUAACCCCUCCAGUGCCAGUCUAGAAGGAAUUGAAGCCCCUGAGGGAUUUAGACCUGACAUAAAGCCAAAGAAUCCUUAUUCAGAUAGCAUCAAGGAGAUGCUGACAACCUUGGCUACAGCAGCAUACAAAGUGGGACUGAAGGUUCAUCCUAAUGAUCAGGACCCACGCGUCCCUAUAAUGUGCUGGGGAAGCUGUGCAUACACAAUUCAAGCAACAGAGCGUUUCCUGGCAGAUGAAGAAAAGCCACUGUUUGGUCAUCUACCAUGUAGACAGGAUGACUGUCUGAAGGCAUUAACCCGAUUUGCUGCAUCACACUGGACUGUGAGUUUUCUGUCUGUGGUUCAGCAACACUAUGCCCGACUGUUAGCAGUUCUGAUACCCGAUGAUGAUGAUAAGACGCAGGUUCCUCCUUCUAUUCUUGAUGUUGAUAUGUUCCAUUUGUUGGUGACCUUGGUGCUUUCAUUCCCAACUGUGCACUGUCAUGAUUUCACAGGAGUCAGCUUAGCUGUUGGUGUUCUUCAUCUUUUUCAUUUAGUUACCAUGGCACAUAUUGUACAGAUUCUACUUACAUCUUCAACAGAGGAAAAUAAUAUGGACCAAGAAAGUACUGAUGGGGAAGAAGAAGCUGCUGCCUUUACUUUGUAUGACAAACUCAGGCAAUACUCAGGAAGUGCCUUGAAUUUCUUGGCCUCGGGUUGGCACCUUUGGCAAUAUAUCAAGACUGGAAUUAUGCCCUAUCUACGAUGUUCUGCUUUGUUCUUUCACUAUCUUAAUGGUGUCCCAGUACCAGUUGAAUUGCAAGAGAAUGGACCACAGCACUUUGAACUACUAUGUCGUUAUCUUUCUCUGCCAAUAAACCUAAUGAGUCUUUUCCAGACAAACAGUGAUACAAUUGAGCCAUUGAUGCAAAGGUGGUGUGGAGCUGCAGAAGUGCAGAGUUUUGUGAAAGGGGAGAGAACAGCUGUUAGUUAUCCUAGAGAGUCAAAUAAAUUGAUAGACCUUCCUGAUGAUUACAGCUGUCUUAUAAACCAGGCAUCCUGUUUUAUAUGUCCAAAAUCUGGUGGCGAUAAAAGUCGUGCACCAACUCUUUGCUUGGUGUGUGGAGGAAUGCUUUGUUCUCAGAGCUAUUGCUGUCAGACAGAGCUAGAAGGUGAAGAUGUUGGUGCUUGCACUGCUCAUACCUAUACUUGCGGUUGUGGAGUUGGAAUUUUUUUGCGAGUUCGAGAAAGUCAGGUCCUCUUUCUAGCUGGAAAAACAAAAGGAUGCUUUUAUCCACCACCCUACCUUGAUGAUUAUGGAGAGACAGAUCAAGGACUUAGGCGAGGAAACCCCCUUCAUCUGUGCAAAGAACGAUACAGAAAACUACAAAAACUAUGGCAACAGCAUAGUAUUACAGAAGAAAUUGGUCGUGCACAAGAAGCGAAUCAAACACUAGUUGGCAUUGACUGGCAGCACUUGUGAUUUGUUUUCAAUAGAACUAGACAUUCGGCACAUCUGAAGCAAAAAAAAACUUUCAAGGGAAGUCGGAGGAUCAGGUUAGAUGAAAUACACCUCAGGCUACCCAUUUUUGGAAUACUUGCUCCUGAAUUACAGUAACUUCAAAUGUUGCAUAAUUUUUCACCUGUCAUUAAGAAAAUGUGGAUCGCAUGUGAAGUGCAUUAUUUUAGAUGUCAUUUGCUUUAUUUGCACUUAAAGUCUCCUUGACAGUGAAGCAUUUUGGGUAAUAAAGCCCACAUUUUCAAAAGAGCUGAAUUUUUUUUUUUGAAUCCAAAUUAUUUAUCAGGUUUUGGACUAAUACAAUAUUGACAUCCAAAGUGUGUUUCUGUGCUCUAUAUAGUCAGUGGUGUUUAAUGAACAAUGUCAGGUCAAGUGAGAAAUAGGUUGCUGGACUUCAAAUGGAACCUUUUAUUUUAGUUCUUUCUUCCCCUCUUUAUUAUGUUUUCUUUAGUAGGAUAAAUCAAUUUGCACCAAUUUGUUAAAAUGCAUUUUAAGGUGUGCAUCUGCUUUCAGUCAACUUAUCUAAAACUGAGCAUAUGUAAAUGUUCCCUCCAUUGGAAAAAAGUUAGUUUCACUUCAGGAUAAGAAUCUUACUAUUUAAUAGUUUAUGGAAAAUGUUCUAAAUGCAUUUGAAGGAUCUAUAGAGCUAUUUUAUAACUUGCAUUUUAUAAUUAUUUUAAAAAUAGCCUCAUUAUUGAAGAGGUCACUGAAAUCAGGGUAGUUGAUAGAAAAUUUUAGUGACAAUUAAUCAUCUUAAAAUAUAAUUAUUAGGAAUGAUGGUAGGUGAAGAGAAAAUGGUUCCAUUUUUAAUUUUUUCUAACUUUGUGUAUGUAAAGCAUUCCAUUAAUAAGUAUUUGCUUAUGAGGAAUGGUUGAAGUCUGGUUUACCAGUUAGAGACAACUAGCAACAACUACCAUGUAAGACUCUAAUUCCUUUGUUCUUUUGUUGGAGUAGAUAAUGAAUUAUUUCAGGUAUUGCUUUCUAGAAAACUAUCAGAAUGAAAUAAACUGAAAAUGGGUCAUAUAAGUGGUAUUUUCCUGGGAGGGGAGGGGUGUUGUUGGAAAGUGGCAGAACAUUCAGCAUACCUUUAAGCAUUUUAUCCCAUCGGUAUCACCAGUACAAGAUUUUAUCAUCUGUUAUGAUAGUUUAGUAAAAUGAGGAAAUGGAUUGUGUUAUACCUUUUUAAAAUACUCAUUCAAGCAGACUAUGGCAGACUGUGCGUGUGUUUAAAAAUUUAACUAAUUUGCACUUCUAUGCCUUUGUAUACUAGGAUAAAUGAUUUAGCAUGCAAAUAUGCCAUGUGCCAUUUUAAUCUAACUUCAUAAUUGUAAAGUUAAAUGGUUAAAAGGUAAGCCAUUAUCAAACAGAGGAAGACCUUUAAUUUUCAUAACUACAUCUUAAGUGUUUAUCAGUACUUAAGGUAAUGAGGAACUUGACAUAUUUGUCUAACCCAGAAUGAUAUUUCAUAGUUUUACUGAAUUAAGUGAUAUUCCUGGGAUGUAGUAGAAUGGGAAGGAGGAAAAAUUAGUACUGCCUUUUAAUAGGUAAUGCCUGAUGACCAUGUUUCAGCACAAAAUAUGUGAUUACUCUUCAACAACACUGCUUAGAACCAUCCUAAAAUAAAGAAGACUCAAAUCCAU
Molecule: messenger RNA, 7107 nt
Organism: Hypanus sabinus (Atlantic stingray)
Lineage: Eukaryota; Metazoa; Chordata; Chondrichthyes; Myliobatiformes; Dasyatidae
Gene: ubr2
Product: ubiquitin protein ligase E3 component n-recognin 2
Exons: 48
Coding region: 56-5431 (1791 amino acids)
Biological process (GO): ubiquitin-dependent protein catabolic process via the N-end rule pathway
Cellular component (GO): cytoplasm; ubiquitin ligase complex
Molecular function (GO): zinc ion binding; ubiquitin protein ligase activity
Source: RefSeq, a predicted model, not a curated record